GCGGCCGGUCCGUCGGUCCGUCAGCUGCGCGCCGGCGGCCGUGACAACAAAGGGCUCCGCGGGGCCGAGCGGAGGCGCGGUGGUAGCAGCGGCCAGGCGUGGUGCGAGUGAGUUUCACAUAAACUGUUUACCAGUCAUGCCUUUGCAUGUCCUGUACCUAAGCUGAUAAACCAUCUAUGCACUUUAAUCUCAAGUCUAUGCCACUCUGCUAGUAGUACAGUGUGAGCUGUGCCUUGAACCUUGGAUAUCAAGACCUACCUGCCAAAGUUUUGUUCCUGCCUUAGUAAUGUUCCAGAGGCUAAAUAACAUGUUCAUGGGAGAGAUUGAUAGCUUGUCCAGCCAAGAGCCAGAGUUCAGUGAGAAGGAAGACGACGAGUGGAUUCUGGUUGACUUUAUAGCAGACACUUGCACUGACUGCUCUGUGGAGGAGGCAGACAUCGAUGAAGCAUCAGCCACCGAUGGCUCGCCCGUCUUCACUUGCUUACCCUCUCCCUUGGAACACUUGCCAGAGGCCAACGAGUCGUGCUUCAUCCAGUUUGAGUCGUGCCCCAUGGAGGAGAGCUGGUUUAUUACCCCUCCCCCAUGUUUCACUGCAGGUGGCUUAACCACUAUCAAAGUGGAAACCAGUCCAAUGGAGAACCUCCUCAUAGAGCAUCCCAGCAUGUCUGUGUAUGCUGUCCAUAAUGCUUGUCACAGCCUUAAUGAGACUGCAUGUGGAGAUGAGGAAUUUCACAGCCCAGGGAGUCCCAGACUGGAGGCCCGAAGUGAAACAGGACAGCGUGUUCACUGCUACGUCGCAGGUCUUGCUACUCGUUCAACUUUUCUGGAAAAAACCAAGAGCUUUCGUCCUACCCACUGGAUAAAAGAACAUAAUGCAAGACACUAUCUCAACCGAAACAGUCUCCGUCGACAAAACCUUACCAGGGAUUGCCACUCUCGGCAACUCAAGCACAACGGACUGUUUGUUCACCAGCCUUGCCAGCGUCAGUUCAAUUACUGAUGGCUCUUGUGGUUUUAAUCUAUAGUCUAAUUGUUUUUAGAUUGCUCUUGUUUUCAUGCAUAGGUAAGCGUGGUCAAUCUUGAAGCCGAUCGUCAGUCCCUCAAACACAAUCAUAACUCAUGUCGCGUUCUCUUCAAGUGACACACAAACCUCCGAACGCCUUGCAGCAAGUCCUAAACGUUGGUGUUAAAUAUCAGUGUCUCAGAAGCCUCUCAGUGCAAUAGUUUGUGUGCUGUUUUAUAAACUACAAUGUAUAGUUGGGUUCUUAGCUGGUGGUUUAAAGACACUUGACUGAGAUGGAAAUCGGUCACAAUUCACAUUAAUCCAAGCAGAGUUAGAAAACUCGAGGUUAGCCGUGUGCUUUAACGACCAGUACGUGGGAGCUCGUGUGUCUGUCUGCAUUCAGCAUAUACAAUUACUUUCUAACAAGGAGAUACUAUAGCUGCUGGUAGAUAUUACAUAGCUAUGCUGAACUGUUACAGGAAGGUCAGCUAACCUAAGUUGCCUAGUGCCUACUUGUGUUAGUGGAGUCUGUGUAGGUGUGUUGGGUACUUGAUAUGAGUGUCAGAAAAGGGUUAAGUGUUCCCCUGAUGAUGUUGCAGUAUGAUAUGGCACUGGUGUUACAGAUGUAGUACCUCACAGUGGAGUGGAGUGAAAUGGAAGGAAAAGUGGACCUGUGGGUUAAGUGCAGAUGCACAACCCGGAGAGCUGAACUGGGUUCUACUUGGUACAGUUCCGAAUUCUUAUACUCCCUUUCUCUAACCCUUUCUGUCUUUGAGAGAUAUAUUUUCCCCUAUUCUCUUCUAUUGAAUCUCUAGUCCAGUUAAAGGAAAAAGAUGAUGGAUCAACCGUUAUUUUAGUCCCAGUGGUGGCUGACUGCUCUUUAAAGAAGUCAGGCUGAUGGAUGGCUGUUUCUGAGCUGCUAAUUGCUGUUAGAUCAUAUCAUAUUUACAGAUUGAGAGUAGCUCAAAAUGUAGUUGGAAGAAAGGUUUUACUAGAAGCUCUUUUAAUUUUCUCUCUUUAUCUCAAUGAAGAUACAGUCUGAGUUAGUUGUGACUGGAAAUGAAGGCCAGUGCGUGGCAGGGAUAAGAGAUUGCUAAAAAAUAAUCUUACAGGAAAAUAGUCUUACAGAACAAUACUUACAGAACUAAACAGUGAUAACACGGUAUAUAGAAAUCAAGACAGAUCAGCAGUGGUUGUUCUCCUAGCCCACUGUGGGCAGAAGGACCGGAUAGCAAUUCUGUGGGCCAACAGGAAAGAAAAGCCAUUCAAAACUAAUACGUUGUUUUAUUCGGAACACUGUGCAAGAUGUCUUGGAAGUUGGCAGGGACUUAAAGCAACUUAAACUUCACCUGUUAACAAACAAUUUAUAUUACACAGCAGCCGUGUGGCAUGCUAAAACCUGAUAGACCGAUCUGGGAAGUAGAUUGAAUGAUUAAUGAGGUAAGGAAGCAGAAAUCUGCACUGAAAGAAGGUGGGGGGAAAUAUAAGUAAGUUUAUCUCCCUUUCUCUCGCUACUUAAUGUGACCCCUUUGUUUCCUUGUGUGUAGUGUCUAGGGUAUUAAAGCGUUAACAUUGCAUUCAACCACGUCUUCCAGUAGUCUUUAUACAGAGGUUAGUAUAAGGAGUCAUGUGCAGAGUCUUUGGAAUUAGGGAAUUCACGAUAAUGUGAGUUACUUCAGACCUAUGAAAUAUCUAAAAAUUCAGCCAAAUGCUUCGGUCUCACUGGAACAAAACCCCAACAAUUUGGAUUGACUUUGAUGUAAUGGUACUGCUGCACAUUCUGCAGCUGAAAUUGUUGUGGAACGUACUCAGUGUACAGGAAAGACCAUUUAUAACCUCUGUUUCACUACAGAUGUGCUGCUUCACUGGGGUUAGUUAGGAUUGUUGUAAAGGGAUCUCAACAAAUAGUUCAACUUAUAAAAGCAAGAGGUGCUUUCCUGGAUACGCUAGUCUCAUUUUUAUCAUGCAUUGAACUUGCAUGAAUGACAAAAGAAGACAAAAUUGGUCACAUAAUGUUUCCAAAACAAAAGAUUUUGUUACUGCUCUUUUCAGCAAUAUGUGCCCAUGUCCAUGUAACAGUUCUUUUGUGGUCCAAAUACUCUGGUUUAGCUGCAUAGAGCUGUAGUUUUACCAAUUUCUCAUCUGUUCACAAGUACUCUUACUUGCCUUAGAUUACCUACCUUUAUCACUCCAACUUUUUGCCCAGCUUAAACUUCCUUUUCCUCACUGCCAACUUUCUAGCUCAGGAAAAUUCUCUGCUUUCCUGUAUUUUUUCUUAUAUAAAGUAACUUCUUUCCUUCAGCUUUAAUUUUCUUAAAGUGAAAUGAAGGAAGGUGGAGUCUCCACCUCCCCGUGUUGGAAGGCGUAAGUAAUCCUUUAACUGUUAAAACGGGGAGAUGGAGUUGAGAGUAUAAGGCUCUUGGACAUUACAAUGAGCCUUGGUCUGUUCUUCUCAGUGGGCAAGUAAAUGCAACUUUAGACUGCUCCUAGAGUUGGGAGAUACUGAUCUUUUUAUACUACAUUACUAGAUGACUUUCUGGUGAUGAAAACCUAUAUCUUUCAGGAUAUAAACUAUGUUGUUGCACAAAGCUGUGCUUCUCAAUUUGUAAUAUUGGAAACCAUAUUAUUGUGUGAGAGAGUACUGCAUCAAUGGCUUUUUGUUAAUUUGUUCUAUGUAUUUAUGUUGGUCUAGCCCUGUUUUGUGCCUGGAGCUAUUGGGCAAUUAGAUUUGUUUUGGUUUUCUGUUUUAAUAGUGAGCUGUGUUGCUUUUUAUAUGGUUUUUGAAUUGUAUUAAAGUGUGUGUUUUAUCUUGUAAAAGCGGAGGCCUUGCACUGUCUCGUACUGAUUGAUAUUCACAAAUCUCGCUGAAAAUGUAUUUUCAUACGUAUUGGUCAAUAGAUUUGCAUUUUAAACUGUGCCUUCUACACAGCAAACUUGAAGAUUCAAAAGGGACAUUUCAGUUGGGGUUAAUACUGUACAUCAGUCUAUGCAUAUAUGGCAGCUUCUCUCCAGAGCCACUUCUCUAUUUGUAGCAGUCCUUUUGAUAUGGAAGAAUGUCUGGCUCUUAUUUUUAAUAGAUUAACACAAGCUGGAAAAUGACAAAAUACAGCACUUUGCCAAAAAGUAGCAUUGCUUAACCGGUGUGUAUUUACUAAAGCGAUCUUCUGUAUUUUGUUUUCAUAGUGUGUCCUGCACACCACAGGGAGACGUGAUCUUAACUCUCAAUAAAAAAUGGCCUAUUAAAAA
Molecule: messenger RNA, 4249 nt
Organism: Colius striatus (speckled mousebird)
Lineage: Eukaryota; Metazoa; Chordata; Aves; Coliiformes; Coliidae
Gene: TP53INP1
Product: tumor protein p53 inducible nuclear protein 1
Exons: 4
Coding region: 287-1000 (237 amino acids)
Biological process (GO): positive regulation of DNA-templated transcription; autophagosome assembly
Cellular component (GO): autophagosome; nucleus
Source: RefSeq, a predicted model, not a curated record